Molecule: messenger RNA, 2456 nt
Organism: Sus scrofa (pig)
Lineage: Eukaryota; Metazoa; Chordata; Mammalia; Artiodactyla; Suidae
Gene: VSIG1
Product: V-set and immunoglobulin domain containing 1
Biological process (GO): maintenance of gastrointestinal epithelium; epithelial cell morphogenesis
Cellular component (GO): basolateral plasma membrane; plasma membrane
Source: RefSeq, a predicted model, not a curated record
AAUAAAACUUAGAGAAUCUGUGUACAAAGAACUUGAAGAAUUUAAAUACGUGGGUUUAUUAUUAACACAGUAGCAAAUAUAUCAAGGAAACACGCCCCAUGAAAAGUGUUUCAAAGAAACACACAUCUGCUCUGAGAAAGGUCUGUACCCAAUAAGUAAGCCCGAAGAGACUUGUUUGCUUGGUGAUGCCGGCAGAUAAGCCUGGCAAAGCUCGGUGUGAUUGAAGAAGCCAGUCUGAGACUCAGCCUAGCCCAGGCAAGCUACUGGACCCGGGCUCUGCUCAGCAAACCUCAACACAAUGGUGUUCACAUUUUGGAAAGUAUUUCUGAUCCUACACUGCCUUGCAGGUCAAGUUAGUGGAGUGCAAGUGACCAUCCCAGACAGUUUCGUGAAUGUAACUGUUGGAUCUGAUGUCACUCUCAUCUGCACCUACACCACCACCGUGGCCUCCCUGGACAAGCUUUCCAUCCAGUGGACAUUUUUCCAUAAGAAGGAGUUACAGCCAGUUUCGAUUUACUAUUCUGAAGGUGGACAAACUGCAGUCAACGGGCAAUUUAAAGAUCGAAUUGUAGGGUCCAACGCUCCAGGCAACGCAUCCAUCACUAUUUCGAAUAUGCAACCAGCAGAUAGUGGCAUCUACAUCUGCGAUGUUAACAACCCCCCGGACUUUUCUGGCAACAAUCAAGGCACCCUCAACGUCAAUGUGCUAGUCAAACCUUCUAAGCCCUUUUGCAGCAUCCAAGGAAUACCAGAAACUGGCCAUCCUGUAUCUCUUACUUGCCUCUCAGUGCUUGGAACACCUUCCCCUGUGUAUUACUGGCAUAAAGUUGAGGGAAGAGACAUCAUCCCAGUGAAAGAAAACUUCAACCCAGCCACCGGGAUUUUGUUUAUUGGAAAUCUGACCAAUUUUGAACAAGGUUAUUACCAGUGCACGGCUAUGAACAUCCUUGGGAAUAGUUCCUGUGAAAUUGAUCUAACUUCAUCACAUCCAGAAGUUGGAAUCAUCAUCGGGGCCUUGGUGGGUACCCUCGUAGGUGCUGCCAUUAUCACCUCUGUGGUGUGCUUUGCAAGGAGCAAGGCAAAGGGGAAGGAGAGGAAGAGAAAUUCUAAAACCACCGCAGAACUCGAACCAAUGACAAAGAUAAACCAAAGUACAGAGUGUGAGGCAGUGCCAAAUGAAGAUGUCAUCCACCUGGAAGAAACUCUGCCACCUUCCAUCCAUGAGGCUGAGCCUGAUACCACCCUGGGGCCAGAUCACGAGCCUAUCCCUGAGCCUGAGCCUGCUGCAGGGCCCAAGCUUGUCCCCGUGCCUGAGGUCGAGAUCCAGCUGGAGCCAGAGCCCAAGCCUCAGCAGGAGCCGGAGCCCGCGAUUGUAGUUGAGCCCUUGGGGGAUGAGGAAAAGGGGGCGAUGAAGCUGUAGGCCGGCAGCCUCAGUACAGUGUUCAUCACUAAGGAACCCAUUACUGGCAUUUGGAAUUCUGUUGACCUAACCAGUCUCCCACCACCUCCUUCCAUUCUGGCCAACCCUCUUCUAACAAGGUGCUCCAACCAUCAAUCCAAAUAGACAGGUCAAGAUAACUACUAAAUAAAUGCAAGGGUUCCUGCAUUACUAGUAUAGAGUACUUAAAAUUUGACUAACAUGUAAGCACAACUAAUAACAGAGCAAGUGAUUUUUAACUCAGUUGAAAGUGGUGUGCAACAACACCUGUGUCUUAUUUCAGAAAAUCGAAUUUCUCUAUUUUUAGCUACUCUUUGACACUGCACAUGCACACAUGACAAGGUGGCAUUCAUUGGAUUCAAUAUUACUUCUAGGAUUUGCUGUUGUCAGAGCUUCCCUAUUCAUUUCCACAUGACUACCAAGGAUUCACCUCCUAGAUUGGAAGAAAAUUCCUCAGAAAUUCCAGAAGAGAAAAGGGUGCCUAUUAUACUGGUACAAAGCAUUUAAAACUCGAUCUUAAAAUGAAUGCUUCACUUAGAUUUCCCAAGGAACCACCCUGCUAUCCAGCAUCUGAGCACAACAAAUUUUUGAAAAUAACUCAGUUUUCAAAUGUAAAAUAAUGUACAGGCAAACAAUUCCAAAUACAGUUUUCCCUCAGUGAAUACCAAAUGUUGAUAUAACAGGUGAUGUACAGUUUCGUUGUGAAUGAGAAACCGUGCUAAAUGAACAAUUAAAUUCUCUUUUAGAUAAUUUGAACUAAUUAUUGAAUCUCUUUUACUCUUGGGAGAGUCCACAUUAAUAAAGAGAUCUCAUUCUUCUAUAAAUGCCUAGUAUUAAUGAAAAUGCAUUGAUAGCACCUCUCCAACCUGUUGAGAAGCUUUUCUAUGGAUUAUAUUCACUCACAUCCCACUUUAAAGAAAUUUUCAGGUAGACCUUUUCAUUUGUGUAAUCAAUGAGAUUUUAAAUCUUAAGUUUUCAAUAAGUAAUACUCAAUAAAAUUCAUAUUUUAAUGAUCCUA